Messenger RNA from Dromaius novaehollandiae (emu), 1802 nucleotides. It is a transcript of the gene MYCL, whose product is annotated as MYCL proto-oncogene, bHLH transcription factor. Lineage: Eukaryota; Metazoa; Chordata; Aves; Casuariiformes; Dromaiidae. Gene Ontology annotation, molecular function: RNA polymerase II cis-regulatory region sequence-specific DNA binding; protein dimerization activity; DNA-binding transcription factor activity, RNA polymerase II-specific. Gene Ontology annotation, biological process: regulation of transcription by RNA polymerase II. The transcript is spliced from 3 exons. The record is from RefSeq and is a predicted model, not a curated record. Bases 94 to 1164 code for a protein of 356 amino acids.
CCGGCUCGGUGGCUGGUGCCGGCGCUGCUGCUGCUGCCGCGACCCGCAGCGCCGGGGAAGGCUCUGCCCCCCUCCGCGCUGCCCCAUGCCGAGAUGGAGUUUGACUCGUACCAGCACUACUUCUACGACCACGACGCGGGGGAGGACUUCCACCGCUCCACGGCGCCCAGCGAGGACAUCUGGAAGAAGUUCGAGCUGGUGCCCACGCCGCCCCUCUCGCCCCUGGGCCCCCCGGGGGACAAAGCCUGUUGCGCCGGUGCGGAGGAGCGGUCCGCCUGGCUCUCCCGCUGCUGCCUGGCCGCCGAGGAGCCCGAGUACCUCCUAGACCCGGGGGAGAUCUUCGGGAACCUGAGCGCUUUCAUCCUCAAGGACUGCAUGUGGAGCGGCUUUUCGGCUAGGGAGAGACUGGAGAAAGCGAUGACGGAGAAACUUGCCACGGGCACGCAGCGGGCCACCCCGCACAAGCCCUCCUUCGCCCAGGACGUGGGGUUCAGCAGCUCCGUGAGCGACUGCGUGGAUCCCGCCGCCGUCUUCCUUUGCCCCCUGGCUGAGAGCAAGAUCCCGGCAUCCUCGGGAUCCGAGGGCCAAAGCGACUCCGAGGGUGAGGAGAUCGACGUGGUGACGGUGGAGAAGAGGCAGGCGCUGGGCCUGAGGAAGCCGGUCACCAUCACGCUGCGAGCCGACCCCCUGGACCCCUGCAUGAAACGCUUCCACAUCUCCGUCCACCAGCAGCAGCACAACUACGCCGCCCGCUCGCCGCCCGACGCCUGCGCCCCGGCCGAGCCGCCCGAGCAGGAGGCCGAGGCCGAGCCGGCGAGCGCCGCGGCCCACCCGGCCCCGGAGAGCGCCCUGCCCGAGCCCGGCUUGCCGAAAACCGGCAGCGGCCCCGGCUCCGACGGCGAGGACGUGGCCAAGAGGAAAAACCACAACUACCUGGAGCGCAAGCGGCGCAACGACCUCCGCUCGCGCUUCCUCGCCUUGCGGGACCAGGUGCCCGGGCUGGCCAGCUGCCCCAAGACGCCCAAGGUGGUGAUCCUGAGCAAGUCCUCCGAGUACCUGCGGGCGCUCGUCAGCGCUGAGCGGAGGAUGGCCGCCGAGAAGCGGCAGCUGCGGCUGCGGCAGAGCCAGCUGCUGAGAAGGAUUGCGCACCUCCAGGGCCGCUAGCCCCGGCCCCGGCUCCGUUUGCACAGUUUUGGUUGGAGCAGGGCUCGGGGCACGCGCCGCGGCCACUGCACACGAUUCGGCUGGCGUGCCGGGGCGGCUGCCUCCCCGAAGCGGGGCUGGCUCGCCGGUGCUGGGGCUUGCAAGGUUUUUCCUCUGCCCUGUUGCAAAACUUUCCCGAGGGCCGGCUUCAACUCAUGGGCUCGGCUCUGCUCUCCCCUGAUCCUCCCCAUCGGCACUGCCAGGAGCUGCCCCCGGGGGUCCGUCUCCCCCGGGUCUCGAGCGAGGAGCGGUGGGAUGCAGCCACCGAGCCCGGCUGGAGCCGGCGUGGGGCCAGGUCCCCGUGGGAACAGGGGCGCAGGGCGAGGGUCCCGUUGGCCGAGCUCGGUGCUCUCCCGCAUCCCGCCCGGCGGAGGGUGGUCGCAGUCUCCUCGCCCGCAGAAGGGCCGUGAGCUGCCUGGGCUGGACCUCGCCUCACGCUCCCACCGCUUCCCGCAGUAGCUCGUCCUGGAUUUGUGUGUUCUAGAAACUGCUGCUGUCACUGUGAGUCUUAUACUGGAGGCUGUGUUUUAUACUGUAUUUUUGUACCACUUUUUGAGAAGUAUUGGUAAAGUUUGCUUUUUUUAUAAACCUUUUUUUUG